Molecule: messenger RNA, 747 nt
Organism: Aspergillus nidulans FGSC A4
Lineage: Eukaryota; Fungi; Ascomycota; Eurotiomycetes; Eurotiales; Aspergillaceae
Exons: 2
Coding region: 1-747 (248 amino acids)
Source: RefSeq, a predicted model, not a curated record
AUGUUUGACGGUCCUCGCACUCAGCUGAGUGUGUACUUGUGCAACUGCACUCGCCCGAACAACUCGAUUGCCCUUAUUGUGGAUAUUGGGGGCCUCGGUACUAUGGGAGCAAACGGCCAAAACCCGGAUCUGUAUCAACCUUACAAGAAUCCGGGCGGAAGCAGCCCGACGCCUGCUCCUCGAACCGACCAAGAUCAACAGUACGGAGAAAUCCCUAAAGCUCACGAACCAGAAAUAUAUGACAUUGAGGACUUACCUCCUGAUACUCCGGGAUUUGGUCUCAAAAGUGAGGUAGUGAAACCGUAUGCCAUUGAGGAGCCAGAGGAGGAACUUACGUCCGAAACGGAGGUGUCAACAGCGCAGCUAAGACAGCGCAAACACUGGGAGGACCUGAUCUCUUCGAUGGAAAUGUUGUACUGCAACUCCGAUCAUGACAAUCCAGGAUCAAUCCGUCCAAAGAGGGGCCGGAAAAGAAAGCCUACUAUCACAAAUCCCGUCCGAACUGCCCCGUCCGGAGAGCCCGCCUUUGUAACCGAUGCACAAUAUGCGAGCCCUAGUUUGAGCUCGAAACGGGCGAGGAAAAAAGAGGAAUUGCCUAAAGAAAGAUAUCUGGACUCGGAUGAAGAGGUUACCACCAGACGAUCUCGAGGAUUGAGUAGUUCAUCCAACGCCUCUGUGUCUACGGAUACUAGCGGCGCUAACAUGACGAAUGGAUUUCCUACCCCGGAGGAUAUGGACAUAGAUUAA